This is a messenger RNA of Hemiscyllium ocellatum (epaulette shark), 2258 nucleotides long. It is a transcript of the gene lmbr1, whose product is annotated as limb development membrane protein 1. Gene Ontology annotation, molecular function: transmembrane signaling receptor activity. The transcript is spliced from 17 exons. The record is from RefSeq and is a predicted model, not a curated record. NCBI's taxonomy places the organism in Eukaryota, Metazoa, Chordata, Chondrichthyes, Orectolobiformes, Hemiscylliidae. The coding region runs from base 176 to 1651 and encodes 491 amino acids. Gene Ontology annotation, biological process: signal transduction.
GUAUGAGGGGGAGAGAGAGGCGGUGAUGGUGUUGCGCCACUGUUUGAAAUAUAGCGCUGCUUGUUCUCUCGUCCCUUCUGCUUAUUGCGUUGUCGUCUUUAUUUUCUGCCGCCUCCCUAUGUCUGUUUCUCCCUCACCUUUUCUGCUUCUUGUAAAUGCUAGAUCUAAAUGAAGGAUGGAUUCUGACGAUGUGGCAAUCAGAGAGCAAAACUUUCACAGCCAGGUCCGGGAGUACACAAUUUGUUUCCUUUUGUUUGCUAUUUUGUACACAAUUUCCUACUUCAUUAUUACCAAAUACAAAAGGAAACCAGAUGAUCAUGAAGAUGAAGAUGCCAUUGUCAACAGAAUUUCGUUGUACCUGUGCACAUUUACUUUGGCUGUUUCAGCUGGUGCGGUCUUGCUGUUGCCAUUUUCAAUUGUCAGCAAUGAGAUCCUGCUUUCCUUUCCACAAAAUUACUACAUACAAUGGCUGAAUGGUUCGUUAAUUCAUGGACUGUGGAAUCUUGUAUCCCUGUUCUCCAACCUUUCCCUGUUUGUGCUGAUGCCUUUUGCCUAUUUUUUCUUGGAAUCUGAAGGAUUUGCUGGAUCCAAGAAGGGAAUUAAAGCACGGAUCCUGGAGACUUUAGUUAUGCUUAUUCUUCUUGGACUGCUUAUUUUGGGAAUAGUCUGGGUAGCAUCUGCUCUGAUUGAUAACGAUGCAGCCAGUAUGGAAUCUUUGUAUGAUCUUUGGGAAUUUUAUCUUCCUUAUUUAUAUUCCUGCAUUUCGUUGAUGGGAGGUUUAUUACUUCUAUUGUGUACACCGGUGGGUCUAUCCAGAAUGUUCACAGUAAUGGGACAAUUGCUAGUAAAGCCUACAAUCCUGGAAGACUUGGAUGAACAAAUCCAUUGCAUCAUUCUGCAGGAAGAAGCGCUUAUAAGGAGAUUAAAUGGUGCUUAUAUGACAUCCUAUUUGAAAUACGAUUCUGAUGAACUUGAGCAAGAAUUGGAUGGUGUAAGAAGCAAGAGAUCAAAACUUGAACGACGCAAGAAAGCUUCCGCAUGGGAGCGGAAUCUGGUUUAUCCUGUUGUCAUGCUGAUACUACUGUCAGGGACGACAAUUUCUGUCCUUUUGGUUGCUUUCAAUAUACUGGCUCUGUUGGUUGAUGAAACUGCAAUGCCAAAAGGAUCACAGGAACUGGGCCUUGGUAAAGCCUCUCUGUCUGCAUUUGGGUUUGUUGGUGCAGCGAUUGAAAUCAUUCUGAUUUUCUAUCUGAUGGUGUCCUCUGUCGUCGGCUUCUAUAGCCUCCGGUUCUUUGCAGCCCUCACUCCCACGAAAGAUGACACAACCAUGACAAAGAUUAUUGGAAAUUGUGUCUCAAUAUUGGUCCUUAGUUCUGCAUUACCAGUUAUGUCAAGAACCUUGGGAAUAACCAGAUUUGACCUACUUGGAGACUUUGGAAGGUUCAACUGGCUGGGCAACUUUUACAUUGUACUCUCAUAUAAUCUAUUAUUUGCUGUGGUAACAUCGCUAUGCCUGAUUCGAAAAUUUACAUCUGCUGUAAGAGAAGAACUUCUUAAAGCUUUAGGUUUGAAUAGUCUACAUCUUUCAAAUAGGACGCAGGAGUCAGAGAAGGUUCUGCAUUCUGCAAAUGGACACCAAAAAUCAUUCUGAUACCUGAUAAAGCAACAGACAACUUUCAGGAUGCAAACAAUUCAGUCAUAUGACAUUCCAUUCCCCUCAGUUCUGCCGGGAGUCUUCACAGUCAUUUAUUUUCAGCUGCUAGUGGAAGUCAGAGAAGGGUUCUGUUGUGGAACAAUGUUAUCUGAGAAAUGCACAGGAAGUACAUGUUUGGGACUCACUCCAUUUCAGCAAGAGUUUGAGGUAUGGCUGAAUGUGCUUUGCUUGGACUAUCAUGCAGUAUUUAGACUACCUUCUACACAUCUUUUGAUUAUGAUUUGAAAUCUCUUUGGCAGUGAUUUAAAGUUUUGGGUCAUUAGAAGGUAAUUGCUUAGUUUCUCACUAAAACACACACUCAGUACUACUACUAGAAAAUAUGCCACCAAGAGAGAUUUUUUUGUGAAGUCUGGGCAUGCAAACAUGUUCUUCCAGGGAGCUCUGGUUUUUUUUGGCUGUUGCUUAGGUUAACAUUGUGGAGCCAUUCCCAGUUUCUGCUUUGGAACAGAAUGCCUCAUUUCCAAUUAAGAUCACAUAAAACUGCAUUCCUACUGCAAUUUUAAUCAGAAAGAAAAUGUUUCUUCACUAACCUCUCCAAUAACAU